Macrobrachium nipponense is the source of this 2343-nucleotide messenger RNA. RefSeq names its product guanine nucleotide-binding protein subunit alpha-11-like. The transcript has 3 exons. The coding region runs from base 710 to 1822 and encodes 370 amino acids. Gene Ontology annotation, biological process: adenylate cyclase-modulating G protein-coupled receptor signaling pathway. The record is from RefSeq and is a predicted model, not a curated record. Gene Ontology annotation, molecular function: G protein-coupled receptor binding; G-protein beta/gamma-subunit complex binding; guanyl nucleotide binding. Gene Ontology annotation, cellular component: heterotrimeric G-protein complex. Lineage: Eukaryota; Metazoa; Arthropoda; Malacostraca; Decapoda; Palaemonidae.
ACAUGUCAAGAUACACCGUGAUAUGUCAAGAUUCCUUUACGUGCCGGUAAAACCUUCUAAACAUUUCAUUGGACGUCGCAAGCAUUAGUUUUUUUUUAAAUCAAAAUUUUGCAACAGUGGAGACCACGAGGUUUAUUUCAAGAAUAUAGGAGACAUGAGAACCAUAUGCUGUUUAGCCCAUGGUAUGUCUUCCAAGGAUAUUUCACUACAGUUAUUCAGCAGACUGUUGUGCUUUGAAUGCCCGAGAUUGAAGCUAGGAUGGUUGAGGAUGUUCAUGCUGGAGGAGAAAAACUCUUAUCUUCAUCAGUAUAGCAAGUGCUUAACAGAUUUAAUAUAAUAACCAAAGUUAAGAAGUCACUUGGUGAUAAAUACUGAAAGGAGUCCUUCUCCUUUAGAUAGCAUUAAUAAGAAAAUAGUGGUGAGAUAUGUCAAUUAUUUUUGUACAUGGAUCUUGCGAGUAACUAGGUGACGAAUCGCAAAGGAGUUAGAGCGAGAACCUGUGGGAGGAGCGGGAGCCUUUGCAGACCCAUGGGAUAGCAGACAAGAUGGAGAAAUUCUUCUUCUACAGAUGCCUCGGCGUCCUAAAGAGACAAAACUGAAUGCGAGCCUUUCGCCCGUUGCAGUACGCUUAGAAGCCGUCGGUAAACAACUCGUCCGUUCUCCUCUAGUCAUAUCUGUUUUGCGUAUCUCGUCCGUCUAAAGCGUCAAGAUGUCUUGUCCUUUUUCGUGUUACUGCGGACUCAUCUGCAGCUGCGGCCUGAGCCCGCGACGCUCAGACGAUCCCGUCCCAAGUCCUCCACUCACCCGGAGGCAAUGCUCAAGGGACACUGUCUACGUCCUGCUUUUAGGUGCUGCCGAGACGGGAAAGUCUACCAUCAUGAGACAGAUGAAAAUUAUCCACAACGGUGGGAUGUCCCCGGCUUCCCUGAGAUCCUACACCCGGCACGUGCUGGGCAACGUCCUCAAGUGCGUCCAUAAGCUGGUUCUUGCCUUGCAGAAGGGGGCGGCCUGGGGGUCACCAGAGGCAGCCCAUGCGGCCAACGUCCUGGGUCAGGUGACUCACGGGGACUGGGGCUUGGAGGAAGGGGACAUGAAACCUGCUGUUCUGCCGCCCGAUCACGCCCAUCUCGUGCAAGUCCUCUGGAGAGACAACGCUGCUCAAGAAUGUUGGCAGAGGGCCAACGAAUUUGAUAUUCCAGAUAAUACAGCCUAUUACCUGAAUGCUAUCGAGCGCUUGGCGCAACAGCCAUACUUGCCCACGCAGGAGGAUGUGCUUCAACUUCGUAUCCCAACGAAAUCCGCAACAGUUUAUGACUUCCCAGACAGGAAUUGGACUUUUAGAAUCACGGACGUAGGAGGUCAGCGAGGAGAGAGAAAGCGCUGGUUGCGUCUCUUUGACGACAUCAAUGCCAUCAUUUUCUUGGCAGCCCUGAGUGAGUAUGACCAGACGUGGAGCCAAGAGGAAGAGGAGGGCAUGAAUCGACUCGAACUCUCCCUGCAGCUCUUCCGAGAAACGCUGAGGUACCCGGGCUUCUCGGAAACGUGCAUCAUCCUUUUCCUAAACAAAACGGACAUCCUGCAGAAGAAAAUUGCGACGUCCGACCUCUACAGAUACUUCCCCGACUACAACGGACCGAGGGGAGAUGCCCAGAGUGCCACGAAAUACAUUCGUAAUCGGUUUUUCGAAGUCGCUAGAGAUCGCAGCGAUUUCUUCACGCAUGAGACCUGCGCUACGGACACAAAUGCGACGAAGUUCGUGUUCUCUGCUGUGAGGGAGAAAAUUCUCUAUGAUAACUUGCGUAAACUGUCUCUUUCAAUGUAGGGCAAUGACGUUGUGUAAAAAAAAAAAAUAACCAUUCUGUGAUUAUAGGGUAAUAGCAACAGCAUUUGCUUAGAGGUAGUAUAGCAGUAUUUACACUUGGUUGUGAAACUGUCUCAGUUGAACGUACAAAAAUAGUUGUAAAUGAAUAAGUGUGGUGCCUCAGUGUACUUAACACUGCAGAGGUGCAUGUUUCGUGACAGUGCAAUAUGAAAGUGAAAAGAGAGAAUAACGUUGAUGAAAAAAUCAAUGUUCAAUUAUGGGACUCAUUGCAAUUAUAAGACAUCUAUACCAGAUAAGCUCCUGUGGCGUCUAGUAAACUACUAGUUGCUGUCGAGGACUAAAGCUUAACAAGAAUCGAAAAUAUCUCAUUCGGUAUGUUGGAAAUAUGCAUGCAGACCGAGGUAGCCUCUUCAAAGUUUACCUUUGAAAGUGACAAAUCUUUACUCUGGCUAGAUGGAAAAGUAUGAUGAUAUCUAGUUCCUAUGUUAUCGAAUUACCUAAUAAAAAAAAAUCAUACCGAA